UGGAAGUGGGUAGUAGUUCGCUCUUCAUCAGAGAUCAUGAAUCGUUCACUUAGAAAGUCCCAGUCUCUGCGCUGCUAUUCUAUCCUCGAGGUAAAAAGCAAGUACAGUGCAGAGUUCAGGAGGUUUUCCCUUGAUCGUUGUGAGCCUGGAAAGUAUACAGAUUUCCACAAGCUCAUUGUGCAUUUACAUCACUUAUGGCGAAUGGAUGUCCUUAUUGGCUAUGCAGAUGUUCAUGGAGAGCUGUUGCCCAUCAAUAAUGAUGACAACUUUUGCAAAGCUGUGACCUCCACACAAUCUUUACUGCGCAUCUUCAUUCAGCUUCAAGAGGAAGCUGACCAAGGUAACAUAAGUGGUGAUGGCAUUACAAAGCGAAAGAAAUCUUUGGCAGCAUUGCGUGGAGACAUUAGCCACAGAAAGUCCCACUUUCAGAUCAGCAUGCCACAGAACUUUCGUCCAGUUUCUUCAAUCAUUGAUGUGGACAUCUUACCAGAAUGCCACCGAAGAGUGCGUCUAUAUCGCCAGGGCUCAGACAGACCUCUGGGGUUUUACAUCCGUGAUGGUACUACUGUUAGGGUUACUCCUUACGGUUUGGAAAAAGUUCCAGGCAUCUUUAUCUCACGCAUAGUACCCGGUGGACUGGCAGAGAGCACAGGACUUCUGGCCAUCAAUGAUCAGGUCUUGGAAGUCAAUGGUAUUGACGUUAUGGGGAAGUCUCUGGACCAGGUGACUGACAUGAUGAUUGCCAAUAGCCUCAACCUUAUCAUCACAGUGAAACCUGCUAACCAGCAUAACAACAUAAGGCGAAAAAGCUGCAUUUCCACAACCUCAGGACACUGUUUUGAUAGCAUGGACUCUGUAAGCUACCCAGGGCUACCUUUGAUAAUGAAAGCAUGUGGCUUGACAGGUAACAGGUUGGUGAGUGAAGAAGAAGCAGAUGUGGUUGUUGAGAGCCCCAUCAAAUACCUGUCCCAGCACUCCAGUGCUUCAGGGGCCUCUCAUCCACAGGUUUAUCCAUCUUUCAGGCCCCAAGUUUCUGCCAGACAGCCCAACUCACUCAUUUCUGCAGCUUUUCAUCACUCUCAGCCUUGCCUCAACUAUACAGCUCACACUGACCACAGCCUCCCUGUUCACAGAAAUCUGACCUCCCAGCAGCAUUAUGGCUAUAAUCCAGCCAUCGGACAAGGCAGCUGCAGUACUCGUGACAUUCUAAGCACAUGGCACGUAGAUCUGAGACAUAAUUUACUGUUUCCCCAGGGGGCAAUGGAGGAAGAUGGAAUUGUUGUGAUAUUAUAAAUGAUAACCCUGCUGAAACUACACCACCCUUAACUCUUCCCUGCACUUAAGAUUUUAAAUGACCCUGAAUUCUUGAUGUUGUCAAGAUCAUUUGUGCAUCUUGUAUUUUGCAUCAAAACUUAUUUACAUACAUUUCUGGUAUGCCAGGUUAUACUAAUAUGUUUAAAAUGGAUAGUUCACAGAAAUAUUAAAAUUCUCUCAUCAUUUACUCGCCCUCAUGCAAUAUUAGAUGUGUAUGACUUACUUUCUUCUGCAGAACACAGAUUAAGUGUUUUAGAAGAAUAUAUCAGCUCUGUAGGUCCAUACAAUGCAAGUGAAUGGUAACCAGACCUUUUCAAGUGCCAAACAUCACAUAAAGGCAGCAAAAACGUUAUCCAUAUGACUCCCGUGGAUAAAUCCAUGUCUUCAGAAGUGAUAUAGUAGGUGUGGGUGAGAAACGGGUCAAUAUUUAAGUCUACUUUCACAUUCUGAAAGUGAAAGUGGAUAUUUAUAGUAAAAAAUAAUUGAAAUAUUUAUCUGUUUCUCACCCAAAGUGAUUGCAUCUCUUCAUAAGUCAUAUACUAUUAUUCUUUCCCUUUUUUUUUUUUUUUUCCUUUUUGUGAUUUUUGGAGCUUGAAAGGUCUGGUCACCAUUCACUUGCUUUGAAAGGACCUACAGAGUUGAGAUCUUCUAAAAAUCUUAGUUUGAAUUCAGCAGUAAAAGAGUCAUACACCUCUGGGAUGGCAUGAGGGUAAGUAAAUGAUACCUUUAAUACUACUGUUUACUAUUAAGACUGUACUAAUACUGUAAUCAGUUUCAAUAUACUGUAUGUUAGGUGAAAUGCACUUUAUUAUAUCUUUGGUAUCUAUAUGUAUAAAAAAGAAACAAUAUGAGAAACAACUUUGCUUGUCUGUUUCUUAAACAUUAUAGCUGAAAGAAUAA
Messenger RNA from Xyrauchen texanus (razorback sucker), 2214 nucleotides. RefSeq names its product par-6 family cell polarity regulator gamma a (gene pard6ga). Gene Ontology annotation, cellular component: apical plasma membrane; nucleus; cell cortex. The record is from RefSeq and is a predicted model, not a curated record. Gene Ontology annotation, molecular function: protein kinase C binding. Lineage: Eukaryota; Metazoa; Chordata; Actinopteri; Cypriniformes; Catostomidae. Bases 37 to 1293 code for a protein of 418 amino acids. The transcript is spliced from 3 exons. Gene Ontology annotation, biological process: regulation of cellular localization; centrosome cycle; establishment or maintenance of cell polarity.